This is a messenger RNA of Actinia tenebrosa (Australian red waratah sea anemone), 3004 nucleotides long. RefSeq names its product striatin-interacting protein 1 homolog. Gene Ontology annotation, cellular component: cytosol. Gene Ontology annotation, biological process: cytoskeleton organization. The record is from RefSeq and is a predicted model, not a curated record. NCBI's taxonomy places the organism in Eukaryota, Metazoa, Cnidaria, Anthozoa, Actiniaria, Actiniidae.
CUACUCGGCAGAGUACUGAUAAACAAGAUGGAUUCGGGAGGAAGACAGCGAGGUAUUCCUAAAUUACGGGACAUUUUACGAAGACAGAGACGAGAAUCAGAGGGUCAAGUAGACACACCAGACAUCGACUUUGAAUAUGGCGACACAGAUCAACCAGCCUCAGAAAUUUCUGAGUUGUAUAGCUACACAGAAGAAUACGAUUUUCAGAUCAACAGAGAUACAUUUGAAUUUGAUUAUUACCAAACAGUGGCAGAAAAGUGGGUGGAUAGUAAACCCAGUGAAAGGAAAGCCUAUUUGUGUAAGAUAUUGGAUAAUGUGGAAUCCGUGCAUCCUAAUACCAGAACAGAUGCAGCAAGGAUUCUUCUCUACAUUGUACAAGGAAAUUUUGCUGAARUCAGAAGUGAAGAAGAACAAAUAUCAUGGUCAAACCACAAUGUCAUACUCCUUUACAAGUUGGAAGCCUUUACUAUUGUAACUCAGCUUUUACAAAUGGAAAUAGAGAAUUCCCAUGCUGCCACAGCUGCACUCCAGAAGCCUUCAAUAUCAAUAGCGGAUAGUACUAACUUGAGGGUCUAUAUCAAUAUAUUGUAUACCAUGAUUGAAAGAAUGAGAAUACCACAUGAAUCCGAUACUGAUGAAAUCAAGGGCAUUAAACAGACAUUUCAAAAGGAACUAAAUCAACCUAUUGUAGAUAAAGACCCACUGGCUAUCAUCCUCUUUGAAAUGGUUCUGAAGUUUUGUUCUGGCAAUGCUCCUCAUUUUCCUAUCAAGAAAGUAUUACUGACACUGUGGAAGACAGUCUUGACUUGCUUGGGUGGACUUAAAGAACUAGAAAGUCUGAAAAGACAGAAAAGAAUUGAGGCAGGCCUUCCUCCUUCAUAUACUGAGCAGUGCCCACCCAUUUCAUUGAAUGUUCCUCAUCAUCGGAUACCCAUCCCACAGACCCCACCCCCCACAGUGGAAAAUGAAGGAAGCGAUAGCAGUGAAAGUGAUAACACAGCAAGAAAUGAAAAAUUUAAAGAAGAUAUCUGGCCAAGGCCAACUCCUAAAGUUAGGAUACUGGACAUAGAUAAUUACCUUGACAGCACAAGAUCAAAGUUUGUUGGAUUCCAAUUACAAAGUGACCGAUCCACCAUUGCUGGUCUACCCCAGCCAAUCCACGAGGGACUCAAUGUUCUUAAAAAGCAUCUCUAUACAUCGUUGUCUGAAUUGCAAGUGAAAGAAGAAGACGAAGCAGAGGAUAGACCCUUUACGAAGAGAACAAAGAAGUGCUCCAACGAUGCUACAGAGCAAAUGUACAUCGCGAUGCUUCCAAACCUUCCACAGUACAUGAUCGCUCUGUUAAAGAUUCUUUUAGCUGCUGCACCUACAGCUAAGGCCAAAACUGAAUCCAUCAACAUUCUUGUAGAUGUCUUACCAGAAGAUAUGCCAUCAACUGUUCUUCAUUCCAUGCGCCUUGGAAUCGAUGUUAAUCGACAUAAGGAAAUUAUCGUCAAGGCUGUUUCUGGUCUUCUUUUCGUUUUACUCAAGCAUUUCAAACUGAACCAUGUGUACCAGUUUGAAUACAUGGCACAACACUUGGUGUUCGCCAACUGUAUCCCUCUCAUACUCAAAAUCCUCAACCAAAACAUAUUGGCUUUCAUAACAGCAAAGAACGCUAUUCCGCAGUUAGACUUUCCAUGUUGUGUUUUGGGACCACCAUCUGAACUAACAGCUGAAAGUCUGGAGAGUGCUGAUCUUGAAGGAUGCUGCUGGCGCAACUUGUUUUCUUGUAUCAACUUGGUUCGUAUUCUGCAGAAGUUGACCAAGUGGAAACACUCUAGGACUAUGAUGCUGGUCGUCUUCAAAUCUGCCCCAAUCCUUAAGAGAGCCUUGAAGGCUAAGCAUGAGAUGCUCCAGCUCUACGUUUUGAAGCUUUUGAAGGCACAGACCAAGUAUUUGGGUCGCAAUUGGCGCAAGAGCAACAUGAAAACAAUAUCAGCUAUUUACACGAAAGUGCGUCAUAGACUGAACGAUGACUGGGCUUUCGGAAAUGAUGUAGAUGCCAGACCCUGGGAUUUUCAAGCUGAAGAAUGUUCUCUUAGAGCAGCUGUAGACAGAUUCAACAAUCGUCACUAUGGACAAGAAUUCCAGGAAAACCCUGUCGAGGAUGAUGACUUCAAACCUGUGGAUAAUGAUACUCUAAGUGUACUUGGACAGAAAAUCGAACUGGGUGAUGACUUUAAGGAUAACUAUGAAAGAUGGCUUGAAAGGGAGGUGUUCUCUGUAGACAUUGAUUGGGAUCAGUUGUGUACAUGUAAGAAUUAACAAUAUCUAGAUCACAUUAUGUAUUGCUUUUGGUCCAGAUUUUUUUUUAAAGGACUACCAUUUCAAUUCUGAUACCAUGACAUCAUUGGUGUGGAAGUAAAAGAAGGGUAGGCAAUGAGAAAAAGGUUCUUUCGUCUGCUUUGUCUGUAUGCGUUUAUUACUCUUUCCUAUUAGUAGGGCAUCCACCCUAUCUUGAAUUCAUAACAAUGGAGUUGGAGAUAAAAAGGCAAAACAAAUCUGUGUUAACAAUUUGCCACUAAAAGAUUUUAUUAUUCUAAUACACACUUUGUUGUAGAAAUUAUUACACCUUCAUUAUUACACCUCAAAGCAAAAUUAUUUAAAGAGCUUUAUAACAUAUUGGAAUUAGUCCUCGUGAGUGUAAAGCUCAAUUAUUCCUUUAAAUUCCCAUUCUGGACAAAGAACUCAACAUCAACAUAAACUGUAAAGUUUAAAGGUUGAGGUUGAGGUUAAUACUAAGGCGUAACUACAGGAGUUACUAUUAUAAAGUGUGACACAGAGGAAGAAUUGGUACUCUAGCUUGAACAGGGUUAACAAGAUACAUGUAGCUGUUCGUGUACAGUGUAGCUUCCUCUUCAAGUAUGUGUAAAUUGUUUUUCUCUCCACUUCUUUGGCAAAGAUUUGAAGAGGGAGGGGGUGUGGGUCUUCUUCACAUAGAAACAGGUAGCCCACAAAUUUA